GAGAGAGGGGGAGGGAGAGGGAGGAGACGGGAGGCAACACCAACUUCCAAGGAACGUGUCUGUCACAGCUGACAUCACCCUCUCCUCCUCUGCAGAGCGAGACCACAGCACAAGCACGUCCUGCAGGAGCUCAGCUCGGUCCGGCAGCAUGACUACAAGCGUCCCUGCCAGCUUCGAGUCCUCCACUCCGCACGCGAACCAAACCGGCGCCGGCCCGUGUCCGAGCGAGCCCACGGAGCAGUGGGUUUACGACACGGUUCAGACGUACAUCCUGGUGAUCUCCGCGCUGGGAAUGGGGCUGAACCUCUUCGUCCUGACCGUCUUCUGCUGCCACAGGAAGCGCUGCACCGUGGCCGAGCUCUACCUGAGCAACCUGGCGGCCGCCGACCUGCUCCUGGUGUCCUUCUUGCCCUUCUGGGCCGUCAGCGCCGGGAACAGGUUCGCCUGGACGUUCGGCGGAGCCCUGUGCCGCGCGGUGAACCUCUCCAUCGUCAUGAACGUGUACUGCAGCAUCUACUUCCUGGUUCUGGUCAGCAUGGACCGCUACUGGGCGCUGGUGAAGCCGCUGUCCAGUGAGAAAAUGCGUUCGGCAAAGUUUGCCAAACUGGGCUGUGUGCUGGUUUGGGGCGGAGGGCUGCUGCUGAGCGUCCCCACCAUCAUCUACAGGGAAGUCAGAGAUUACCCUCAUUUAAAUCAAACAUACUGCUCUUUAUUUUACCCGAGUCCAAGGGCACAUCUGGGGUUUGAGGGGAUGUUCUCUGCAUUCAGCUUCAUCAUUCCCCUCCCCAUUAUUUCCUUCUGCACUUGGAAGAUCCUCCAAGCUCUGUACAACCGUCUACCAAACAAGACAAGCAACCAGGGCAAGGACAACAAGGAGCACAAGGCCACCAGGCUGAUCCUGGCCGUGCUGCUGGCCUUCCUGCUCUGCUGGGUGCCGUUCCACCUGCUGAGGAUCAUAGAGCUGCUCUACAGAUUCAGAGUGUUGACGGAGUGCCGGCUCGGCGCUGCAUUAGGGGUCUGCAGGCAGGUCUUCAUGAACCUGGCCUAUUUCAACAGCGUCCUCAACCCCAUCCUCUACGUCAUCGUGGGGGGAAACUUCAGGAAGAAGGCGAGGGAGCUCUUCAAGUCGUCUGCCAAACAGACGACCAAGAGCUCCAGCUUCAGUUCUAGAAGCACAAUCAUAAAGAGUCUUAGAAGAAGUGUUAAAGGUGAGAGUGGCUGAAGCGCAAAUGCCUUUGGAUUGUGACAUUCUGGCUUUCACACAGACAAAGAACUAAAAUCCAAAUUCACAGGCAAAGUCUCCUAAGCUUCAACCUGUAGGUCAACAUUUGGUUCAGUGGCUUCAGAUCGUUGUCCAGUAGCUGCUGACGCUGCCUUAAUGCAGUCUGAAUAUGGACCAAGCUCCAGUAAAGUCAAAGCAUUGAACAGAGUUGAUGUUGGUUCUAAUGGAUCAGGCGUUUAACAGCGCUACCAGUCCACAUAAUGAAAUAAUGCAUGAACCCUUCCCGUAGAACAGUGGACAUCCUUUGUUGGCACGCCCACACAUUCUCCUCCGGUGAUUUUAUACAAAUGUUAUUGUGUUUGGCACCGUUCGCUGAAGCGCUUGGCUCCGCUUUGAGUCGCAGCCGGUCACAAUAAGAGCGCGCUGCUCUGUUCUCAGCACUUAGCAGAUCAAACGAUUAUACAGCAGGCACAUAUGAAACUUUGAAUCUAUUCCUGUUUAUAGUGAAAUACGUACCACCUCAUCUAAUUAUGAAUGUUAAUUAAACAAUGUACAAAACACUUCCUUUCUGUCAGCUUCAGCUAUUUUAAGAACAUUUAGUGACAAGCAUGUUAGUAUCAGCAUGUAGAUGUAACAUUGUAUGUUAUAAAGUUUGUCUAUUUAUCUUGUUUAUAUUAAAGUUGUAUGAAGGACGGGUUUGUAUGAAGGAAACACAUGUAUGACAUAAGCUUAAUGUCACUGGGCUGAUGUGUGAGCUCAGCUUCCAGCCAUUGUACUAAUAAAAAGAUCAUAUUUGUGA
This is a messenger RNA of Betta splendens (Siamese fighting fish), 2021 nucleotides long. Its product is annotated as B2 bradykinin receptor-like. The record is from RefSeq and is a predicted model, not a curated record. Gene Ontology annotation, biological process: inflammatory response; response to mechanical stimulus; G protein-coupled receptor signaling pathway. The coding region runs from base 149 to 1222 and encodes 357 amino acids. Gene Ontology annotation, molecular function: bradykinin receptor activity. The transcript has 2 exons. Lineage: Eukaryota; Metazoa; Chordata; Actinopteri; Anabantiformes; Osphronemidae. Gene Ontology annotation, cellular component: membrane.